CCUCCCCCCAAGUCCUCGAUUUUCAACCUCCUCCUUCGUAUAACCAUGAAACCUCAGCUUCCUUAAACCAGGCUGCUCUCUCUCACGUGCGCUCUCGAGCUUUUUACUACUCAUCAGUCGUCAAUGGAGAUAGAUUUGGUGAGAGAAAAUUACAAUGACACCAAUGGCAAUGAGAAUGGAUCUCCCGAGCACGUGCAGUCUGUUUCUCCGGAAAAUUCUGAAAUAUGCGACGAAUUUGAAGAUUCAGAGGUUUCUCCUCGAGUUGGUGAAGAAUACCAAGCUGAUAUUCCUCCUUUAUUGUCGAAAUCGGAUGGAGACUGGCUUCAGAGUUACAAGGAGGCAGAAACUCAGGAUGGUGGCCUCCAUGAAUUCUUCGUUGGAUUGCCCGUACCGGUAAUGUGGAUCUCUAAGGAGGCUCAUUUGACACAACAUGAGCUGUUGAUUAAAAAAUGCAAUAGAAAUGAAGUCCCCAAAGCUGAAUCAAUCAAAGAUGCCCCGAUAGGCAAUGAUGCAAAACCGAACGUUGAGGCAAUUGAAAUGACAGCGAGUUUAGCUUUGCCAAAACAUACUGAGCUUGCAGCAGAUCAGAAGGAUAAUAUCAAUGGUCACUAUCUGGUUCCCGGGGUCUCGAGCGAGUUUUGGAGCAAUAUAGAAGAGGCCAGUUUUCUUCUUGGUUUGUACAUAUUUGGGAAAAACCUUGCUUUGGUGAAGAAAUUUGUUGGAACCAAACAGAUGGGGGAUAUUCUGGCGUUCUACUAUGGAAGGUUUUAUCGGUCUGAAAAAUACCGUCGAUGGUCUGAAUGCCGGAAAGCUCGAGGCAGGAAAUGCAUCUAUGGACAGAGAUUGUUUAAAGGUUGGAGACAGCAGGAAUUGGUUUCUCGGUUGCUUCUUCACGUAGCAGAGGAUUGCAAAAAUGCAUCAAUGGAGGUCUCAAAAGCAUUUGGAGAUGGCAAAAUGUCACUUGAAGAAUAUGUGUUUGCUUUAAAAGCUACGGUUGGAUUGGAAGUGUUUGUUGAGGCAGUGGGGAUCGGAAAAGGGAAGCAAGAUCUUACGGGCAUUGCAAUAGAUCCGUUGAAGUCGAAUCACGUUGCUUCAAUCCGCCCCGAGAUACCAAUUGGGAAAGCAUGUUCUGCCCUUACUCCCUUGGAAAUUGUCAACUAUCUAACAGGAGAUUUCAGGUUGAGCAAAGCCAGAUCAAGCGAUCUCUUCUGGGAAGCUGUUUGGCCCCGUUUGCUUGCUCGGGGAUGGCAUUCUGAGCAGCCAAGUAAUGGUUGUACUACUGGUACGAAGCAUUCAUUGGUCUUUCUUGUUCCGGGCAUCAAGAAGUUCUCGAGGAGGAAGCUGGUAAGGGGAAACCACUAUUUUGAUUCGGUCAGCGAUGUCCUUGGUAAAGUUGCUUCGGAUCCUGCACUGCUUGAACUUGACAACAAUGCUGAUAAAGGUUGUAAAAGCAUGGAAGAAAACGGGUGGACUGACGACUUGAAAAUGGACCAAGAGGAUUUUCCUUCUCAGCAACGCCAUUGUUAUCUCAAACCAAGAACUCCGGCCCACAACACUGAUAUCGUGAAGUUUACUGUCGUUGACACAAGUCUAGCAAAUGGGAGUGCGUCUAGCAUUCGAGAACUUAGAAGUUUACCAGUUGACUUACUCAGCAUUUCUUCGUUGAGAUGUUAUUCCGAAAAUUACGACGUGUAUUCUACAAAUGAGUCAAUGGAGGAAUCUGAUUCUGAAGAGAAUCGGCAUUUCGACAAGGCUGGGACUUCUGAUACUACUUCUCAAGCCUCGAGGAGAAAUAAGGAUCAAAAGAUCUACUUGAAUGGACAUUAUUUUCCAGCUGAUGCUUCAAAGCAAGUGCUUCCACUUAGUGAAUUAGAUUCUACUGAUUCACCUGCAGAAGUUUCCAAGGAAGACAGCUCCGUACCGUUCGAUGGCACACAAUCUCGAAACGGUAUCACACAUCGGUUUAGCCAAAAAGUGAGAUCGGACAACAAAAGGAAACUAACUAAUGUUACCAAAAAACGCAGGAGAUUGAAUGCUUUUAGUUCAAAGUCGACAAGUAAUAUUUCAGUAGCUUCCAAGCCGAAAGAGGAGGAUGUCUUCUGCUCUAAAGACGGUCCCGGUACUAGCAAGAACUUCCUACCUCGAGCGGAUCUGUCUCAGGAGAAGUCUUCUACUUCAUCUGGAGGCAGUCCAAUGACUAGCCUCGAUGGAAACCGGAACCCGAAGGAUAUCGACCUCAAUCAAUCUCGUGCCUUGAUAGACUUAAACUUGCCAGUUCCUCCCGAUGCUGAUGCCGAAACCGAUGAACCUGUUAUAAUGGAAAUGAGGGAAGGACAACCUGACCAAACAAUCAAGGAACAGGACGAUCCUAGUGUAGUUAAAACUUCAGAAGCUGCCCGGGAUGUGUCUGACCAGCAACUUCAUAUGAACUCGAGGAGAGUCAGUAGUCGAAACCGACCCCCUACAGCAAGAGCGCUGGAAGCAAGGGCGUUAGGAUUGUUGGAUGUUAAGCAGAAGCGCAAGUGUAAAGAUCCAUUUCUGGAAGAAAACUCGACGACAAGGCCGCCCCCACGACGUGUUCGGCCUAAGGUGAAACCUGCUGCAAACUUGGGAAUUAACAUUGAUAAAUUCAAGAUAGAAGAUAGAGCAGUUGUUAGCACAUGUAAUAGUAACAGUAACAGUAACAGUAACAGUAACAGUGAGGUGUUCUCUAAGGUUGAAAUUUAAUUCCUGAAAAAAUGGUUCAUAGCUUCUAAUUAUGCUUCAAAACAAGAGAUUACUUCUGAUAUAUAUAUAUUUAUAUAACAACUGUUGAUGCUGAAUAUAGUUU
Momordica charantia (bitter melon) is the source of this 2830-nucleotide messenger RNA. RefSeq lists its product as uncharacterized. The record is from RefSeq and is a predicted model, not a curated record. Lineage: Eukaryota; Viridiplantae; Streptophyta; Magnoliopsida; Cucurbitales; Cucurbitaceae. Gene Ontology annotation, cellular component: nucleus. Gene Ontology annotation, molecular function: transcription corepressor activity.